UGUCACCCCGCGCGCAGGCUGCACACGGAACCCCGGCGCGGCCCCGUGCAGCCGCGGACUCGGACGCCUCGGGGGCCCGGGAGCGCGGAGGAGCCAUGGCCACCACCAACGGGGCCGUGGAAAACGGGCAGCCCGACAAGAAGCCGCCGGCCCUGCCGCGCCCCAUCCGCAACUUGGAGGUCAAGUUCACCAAGAUAUUUAUCAACAACGACUGGCAUGAAUCCAAGAGUGGAAAAAAGUUUGCCACGUACAACCCUUCCACCCUGGCGAAAAUAUGUGAUGUGGAAGAAGGAGAUAAGCCCGACGUAGACAAAGCCGUGGAGGCCGCCCAAGCCGCCUUUCAGAGGGGAUCCCCGUGGCGCCGUCUCGAUGCCCUGAGUCGUGGCCGGCUGCUGCACCAACUGGCGGACCUGGUCGAGAGAGACCGGGCCAUCCUAGCUACGCUGGAGACCAUGGACACGGGCAAGCCCUUCCUCCAUGCCUUCUUCAUCGACCUCGAAGGCUGCAUCAAGACCCUGCGUUACUAUGCAGGGUGGGCAGACAAAAUCCAAGGCAGGACCAUUCCCACAGAUGACAACGUGGUCUCCUUCACCAGACAUGAGCCCAUCGGCGUGUGCGGUGCCAUCACUCCAUGGAACUUCCCCCUGCUGAUGCUGGUGUGGAAGCUGGCACCGGCCCUCAGCUGCGGGAACACGGCCGUGCUGAAGCCGGCGGAGCAGACGCCCCUCACCGCACUCUACCUCGGCUCGCUGAUAAAAGAGGUCGGGUUCCCUCCGGGUGUGGUGAACAUCGUGCCAGGAUUUGGACCCACAGUGGGGGCCGCCAUUUCUUCUCACCCUCAGAUCAACAAGCUGGCCUUCACCGGAUCCACAGAGGUCGGGAAGCUGGUGAAGGAAGCGGCCUCGCGGAGCAAUCUGAAGAGGGUGACGCUGGAACUGGGGGGCAAGAACCCAUGCAUCGUGUGUGCAGAUGCGGACUUGGACCUGGCCGUGCAGUGCGCGCACCAGGGCGCCUUCUUCAACCAGGGCCAGUGCUGCACCGCCGCCUCCAGGGUGUUCGUGGAGGAGCAGAUCUACCCCGAGUUCGUCCGGCGGAGCGUGGAGUACGCCAAGAAGCGGCCGGUGGGGGACCCCUUCGAUGUGGAAACAGAGCAGGGCCCGCAGAUAGACCAAAAGCAAUUUGACAAGAUCCUGGAGCUGAUCGAGAGUGGGAAGCGGGAAGGGGCCAAGCUGGAGUGCGGGGGCUCAGCCACGGAGGACAGUGGGCUCUUCAUCAAGCCCACCGUCUUCUCAGAAGUCACGGACAACAUGCGGCUUGCCCGGGAGGAGAUUUUUGGACCAGUGCAGCCAAUACUGAAGUUCAAAAACAUUGACGAGGUCAUCAAACGGGCCAAUGACACGGACUACGGGCUCACUGCGGCCGUGUUCACCAAAAACCUGGACAAGGCGCUGAAGCUGGCGUCGGCGCUGGAGUCCGGAACAGUCUGGGUCAACUGCUACAAUGCACUCUAUGCACAGGCUCCAUUUGGUGGCUUUAAGAUGUCAGGAAAUGGCAGAGAACUAGGUGAAUACGCACUGGCCGAAUACACAGAGGUCAAAACGGUCACCAUCAAACUCGACGACAAGAACGCCUGAAGAAGGCAGGCUCCGGGCUCAGAUGCUGGAUGACGGGAGGUGGCCAAUGAAACACACCAAGGAAACCACGUACCAUCUGCCAUCGACCCCCGGCCCCCAGCCCCUUUCCUCUGAACGCCUCCACGCUACUGGAGAGGGAUGGCUUUUCCUUCCAUCUCCUCCUUGUGUUCUGUUGCUCAAACUCUGGACGCCUGCCAUCAGGCCGGGUGUGAGCGAUCACGCCUGCCUGACAGGGGAGCUGUGGAGCCCUUUCUGAGGGCUCUGUGAACGCAACCUGGUAUUAAGAUGUGUCCAGAUAUGGCUUCCGGUUAGAACUGGGAAUCAGCUCCCUUCCCCUGAGGGUCACUUGUGCACAAAAUGAGACCCUGAGGGGAGGGUGGGCCUGUCCAGAGGAAAGGACUGGCACUAAGACUAAAAUGCAUAUGGAAAUGAAAGGGUUUCGAGGGUGUGAUGCAGGAAUCUUUCGGGAGGGCAUCCAGGGACCUGGGCAUGUACAGGUGUGGGUUCUGAGGACUGCAUGUUGACAUUGACCUUGAGGUUCACCUUGAGACGAAUCCAGCCUUGGGAAUAGGAUCAAGCUAAAGAGCUCACUCUCAAAUGAUGUCAUGGGCUACCUUCACAUGGGCACUUUCUGAGCUGGAGGACAGUGUUAGGUCGUCUGCUGUUGAGGACCUAGCACCUACCCUAUCAGCACAAUGACAGAGCCGAUGUUAGGAUAUAAUUAAGCCCCACCUUUGACCAAUCAGAGUCACAAUCUCUUUUUUUUAAUAAACCAUGCACUCUGCCACAUUCGAUAACCCAUUACAGUGAGUCUAUAUACUUUUCCUUGACCUUGGUUCCAUGAUUCAUUUUGGCUAGUAAAAUGUACACACUGGAAAGAUUAGGCUGAUAGUCCAUCUCUGCUUUUUGGAAGUCUGAUCCGGGCAUUCGUUUCUGAUUAGCUAAUAAGUACCAUCUAGGGGACAUGGAGAAACUGUGAGGAGCCUCAUUAUUCCACUAAGUGAUCAAAUUUGCUUUUCCUCUGGAUGGAUGCAAAUAAUGUGUAAGUCAUUUCACCUGUUAACUCUGGGCGCCAACGGUACCUGCCUACAGCUUUAAACAGCAAACCAAACAAAUUGAGUUUAUUCAGGUUCUCUUACUGUUAUUAUCUAAGACUUUUCUUAUUGGGAAAAGGGGUGCUUGUGUCUAAGGAUUAAGUUGGAGGAGUGAUGUCAGUACUGAAACAUUAUGAUCAGAAGCAGCAUGUGACUAAAGAAAAAUCCUAUUUGGGUUAAGGGUAUCAUCCUUGUCAAAGAUAAGUAAUUCACCUUCCUCCAUUGGAAACCUUUAUCGCUUAUGUUACCAGUAAAGUUGUUACAUUGAAAUUUCUCCUCGUCCAUGACACUACUUUUCAAAGUAGUGCAUUAGACAGUUCUUAUUCUUCCACUGUAUGUAUGAUAAUGCCUUUAAGAUGGAAUUCAACCUUAUUUAUAAUGGCUAUCGUUAAUGUAUCUUUUUAUAGCUGUAAGUACACAGAGGUGGUAUAUUUAACCUUCUGUAAUAUACUGUAUCUAGAAAUGCAAAGCUAUAUGUUAGAUUUCACUCCUUUUAAAAAUGUACCCACAUGGGAUGGUUUUUAAAAUGGCCAUACUGAUUCUAACUGCAGACUGUGUUCAACAAUGAUAAAUAAAAUGGGGUAUUUCAGAAA
This is a messenger RNA of Perognathus longimembris pacificus (Pacific pocket mouse), 3321 nucleotides long. It is a transcript of the gene Aldh1a3, whose product is annotated as aldehyde dehydrogenase 1 family member A3. The coding region runs from base 96 to 1634 and encodes 512 amino acids. Lineage: Eukaryota; Metazoa; Chordata; Mammalia; Rodentia; Heteromyidae. Gene Ontology annotation, molecular function: aldehyde dehydrogenase (NAD+) activity. The transcript is spliced from 13 exons. The record is from RefSeq and is a predicted model, not a curated record.